This is a messenger RNA of Xenopus laevis (African clawed frog), 2088 nucleotides long. RefSeq names its product potassium channel tetramerization domain containing 14 S homeolog (gene kctd14.S). The record is from RefSeq and is a predicted model, not a curated record. Gene Ontology annotation, biological process: protein homooligomerization. Bases 1149 to 1862 code for a protein of 237 amino acids. NCBI's taxonomy places the organism in Eukaryota, Metazoa, Chordata, Amphibia, Anura, Pipidae. The transcript is spliced from 3 exons.
GUCUUUAUUGAAAUUUCAACUAUUACAAGUUGACAUGCAAACAUAUGUUCAUACACAUACAGUACUUCAGAAUAUACAUGUCAGCAAAUAUAUAUGCACAUUACAGAAAAAUAAAAUGAAACAAAAAGAAUAUAAAAUUACUGUAACACAAACUUCGGUGAAGAGAGGGAUCCAUUUAAAAGAAAAAGACAUAGUGACCCAUCAUAAGUCAAUUGUUAUUAAUUUCUCAUGUCUAGAAAUUGCACUUUCACACAUACAUGAAUAUACAGAGAGUUGUUGUACUGGGUCUUGCCUCACCACAACGACUCAAUGUUUCAGUGUAUAUCAUAGGUUGACCCUGAUAUCUCUAUAGCUCAGCCAGGGUGACCAAAUAUUCAGAAACAAUGUUUGUUUAUCCUUAAUCAUAUAGGAUAACUUCUCCAUUACCAUAACAUUGUCUACUUUAUGUUUUACCAUAUUAAAAUCUAAAGAAGAGGUGCGCCAUGACCGAGCUAUAACUUGUUUAGUGGCACUAAAUAUCGUCGUUAUAAGCUUCAUUUGUGAGUUAGUGAAGUUAUCUAUUGGCUUAUUGAACAGCGCUUAAUAUGGAUUCUUUCUCAGGGGGAUAUGAAAAACAUUAUCUAUCAAGGCAUAGAUUCGGGACUACAAGCGUUUUACUAUGGGACACCCCCACCAAAUAUGACCCAUCGUACCCAGUUGAUUACAUGCUCUAAAGCAAUUUGGUGAUUGACCUGGGAACCAUUUAGCGAGCUUGACAGGCACCAUAUACCAUCUCAAUAAAACUUUGAAGGAAGUUUCCUGUAUAGAUGCAAUAAAAAUUAAAUUUAACUUUGCGCAGAUGCAACCAGUGGAUUCGCAAAACAAAAAUGGGGAUUCUGCCCCAAAAGAAGUGUGUGUGCCCUGGCCAAGAACACAUCACCUGGGUAAGUGUGUAAAGCUCACAACAACAACAGCAGCAAAAUAAGAAGAAGGCUGAGCACUUCCGCUGGGAGUCAGACACUCCCCUUACUACACCUGUUAGACUGGGAGGAUCAGGAGGGAGGGGGAUACUCAAUAGAAAAUCCUGCUGGAGCUGAAAGGAAGGAUUUAUUUCUGUACCAAGAGCAGUAAUUACCGGCAGUGCCCGGCGGAAAGGGGAAUCUGCCAACAUGAGUGUGUCUGGGAAACAGCUGAGCAACAGUCCUCAGGGUCUGUCUCCAAUUGUGCAGUUGAAUAUUGGUGGAGAGAUCUACACAACAACACUAAGCACUUUGAAGAGAUGUUCAGGAUCCAAGCUCUUUGACUUGUUCAAUGGGCAGCCAAAACUUCGCACUGACUCUGAGGGCAGGUUUUUCAUUGACAGAGAUGGGAAAUACUUCAGAUACAUCCUGGAAUACCUAAGGACCAACCAAGUUCCCACUGAGUUUGUCAAGGAGGUGUACAAAGAGGCUCUGUUUUAUGACAUUGAGCCACUGGUGAAAAUAUUGGAAGAAUCUCCAGUGAUAUUUGGAGAGAUUGUUGGAAAGAAGCAGUUCUUGGCCCGUGUGCCCAACUACAGCGAGAACAUUGAGGUGAUAAUCCGUAUUGCCAGGGCUGAAGUGGUGGCAUCUCGGUACUCCAAUGUCAUAGUUUGUGUUGCAAGGACGGAGGAUGAUGUAGGCAAGUGCCAUGAUGCUUUCAACUCAUUGCAUAUGGACAAGGAAUCCGUAGUAAAAUUUGGGCCCUGGAAAGCCUCACCGGGGAUCUCUGAUCUGUUGGACUGUAUCAAAGCAGACAUUGAGCAGAAGGGAUACAAUGUCACAUACAUGACUUACGUAGCAGACAAAGGAUUCCUUAGCAAAUCCUAUGACUAUUUCUACAAAUUUGUUUUCACAUGGUGGUAACAACCAUACGGGCAAAUCUACAGAUCUGGCUCAGACUGAGUUCUUUUAGAGCAAAAAACUAACUUAAUUCAAACUUUGUGCUCCAUUUUAAUUCAAAUGAAGAUAUCCAUUUAUAUAUAUAAAUCAUGAAGCAAAGGCAAUGAAAGAAAUGAAGAAAAGAAAAUCAUGGGGGGGGAAUAAUUGAAGGUGUCACAAAGUUAAUCGUAAUAAAUGUCAAAGAUCUGUC